GACUACUGGCUUUGGGAGACCAAGUCACAGUUUCACAAAAAGGAGAACAUCGAUUGGAACGUUGGCAUCAUGGACGAGUGCUUCCUGUUCCCCAAGCAUCUCAGGGAGAAAGUGCAGGUCGUACUCAAGACAGGAGUGGCAGACGCCGGUGCAAGGACGAACGCAAUGGUCAACACAAUCAUCAAGUGCAUAAACAACGUGCUUGUCAUCUCAGACCAAUAUCACAAGUACGGUCCCCACAACGCCGUCGAUGUGCUCGCAGAUCUGCCAGCAAUGACAUAUAUGAGGGAGGAGGAUUAUGAGGCGUACGAGGCGCAGAAAAAUGCCACUCGUGAUGGCGUCGAACUACACCAGGGCCAUGAAGGCUGGAAGAUUGACAAAUACAAGUUCUUGCCAGCAGUGGAGAGGGCGAUCCAGCUCAACCGCAAGGCUGAGUGGUAUAUCUUCCUCGAAUCAGACACGUAUCUCUUCUGGGACAACGUUUACCGCAUGCUGGACAAUUACGAUUCUUCAGUACCACACUACUUCGGCUCGCCGUCUCCUGGGAAGAAGCAUCGCCCCGACUCGAAGUCAGAACACGAAGAGCAGAUCUGGUUCGCAAACAGUGGCUGCGGCUUCACAUUGUCUACAGCUGCUGCGCACAGACUGGUUGAUCGUCCACACAAUGCCGUCGGUGUUCAAGGGCCUCGACUCACGAUUGAAUACGAAGACGAUAUCAGGAACGAUUGCUGCGGAGACUCCAUUCUCGGAUGGGCCCUCCAUGACAAAGCUGGAGUGGAUAUUAGCGGCUUGUGGCCUAUGUUCAACCCACGCGGGCUUGAAGACGUGCCGUUUGGCAAGGAUUAUUGGUGUGAACCUGUCAUCACCUUGCACAAGACAGACCCACACGUGAUGAAGGACCUGUGGACAUGGGAAAAUGAUCAACACCAGCAACACGAACGCCCCUUGUUGUACAAAGAUCUCCUUUUCUCAUACCUUGGCAACUUCUCUCAGCGCGACGAUUGGGACGCAGCCUUCGACGCAGGGUUCCAGCUCGACGUGAACUCCACAGUACACUCAAGCCUCGACGCCUGCGAAGCUGGAUGCUUUGCGCACCACGAAUGUCAACAGUACACUUGGCAUGGAGCGCACUGCUAUUACUCGAGGGCACUAUACAUUGGUCGUGCGAAAGAGCCGGACGGUUAUCAUGAAGAGGAGGAUCGAAAGUACGUCAGUGGCUGGGAUAUCAAUAAGAUACAAACAUGGAGUCUGCAGCAUACCUGU
This is a messenger RNA of Didymella exigua CBS 183.55, 1263 nucleotides long. Its product is annotated as glycosyltransferase family 31 protein. Gene Ontology annotation, molecular function: glycosyltransferase activity. The annotation marks the transcript as partial. The transcript has a single exon. The record is from RefSeq and is a predicted model, not a curated record. Gene Ontology annotation, cellular component: membrane. NCBI's taxonomy places the organism in Eukaryota, Fungi, Ascomycota, Dothideomycetes, Pleosporales, Didymellaceae.